CGGGCGCGUGGUGAAAGCAUCAUCUUCUUUUGGCAAUGCGGAGGGUGCGCAGGUUAAGUAGCAGGUGCACCCAGCGCAGCCUUUGCAAAUGCAGCACCAGAUUCUGCUAGGGCUCUGAUACUAUGGUGGCUAUGAUCGAUCUCAACACCGUCGACGACGACGAGACACCCUCGUCUGGGUCGUCGUCUUCCUCCUCCUCAUACGCCUCUGCUUCUGCUUCCACAGUUUGUGGUUCUUUGUUGUCGGCGGCGUCGUCGGUAUGUUUGGAGCUGUGGCACGCGUGUGCUGGCCCGCUCAUAUCGCUUCCGAAGAAAGGCAGCCUUGUGGUGUACUUUCCACAGGGCCACCUGGAGCAGCUUUCUGAUUAUCCGGCCGUAGCCUAUGAUCUCCCGCCUCACGUCUUCUGUCGAGUGGUUGAUGUCAAGCUCCAUGCCGAGGUAGUUACGGAUGAAGUUUACGCACAGGUCUCGCUGGUUCCUGAAACCAAGAUUAAGCAGAAACUGCAGGAAGGGGAAAUUGAAGCAGAUGGUGAAGAAGAGGAUAUUGAGGGUUCUAUCAAGUCCAUGACACCCCACAUGUUCUGCAAAACUCUUACUGCUUCAGAUACUAGCACCCAUGGGGGUUUUUCUGUCCCCCGCCGAGCUGCAGAGGACUGUUUUCCUCCCCUGGAUUACAAACAGCAGAGACCUUCACAAGAGCUUGUGGCCAAAGAUUUGCAUGGCUUCGAAUGGAGAUUCCGGCAUAUCUACAGGGGGCAGCCAAGGCGGCAUUUGCUUACUACUGGUUGGAGUGCAUUUGUAAACAAGAAGAAGCUUGUGUCUGGAGAUGCUGUACUCUUUCUUAGGGGUGGGGAUGGAGAACUAAGACUGGGAAUCCGAAGAGCAGCUCAAAUUAAAGGUUCGUCUCCUUUCCCAGCUCUUUGUAGCCAACAGUUGAAUCUCAACACCCUUACAGCUGUGGUCAAUGCUAUAUCCACAAGAAGUGUUUUCAACAUAUGCUACAAUCCGAGGGCUAGCUCAUCAGAGUUCAUAAUACCCCUCCGUAAAUUCUCAAAGAGCAUUGAUCAUUCAUUUUCUGCUGGGAUGAGGUUCAAAAUGCGUGUUGAAACAGAAGAUGCAGCAGAACGAAGAUAUACUGGACUUAUAACUGGGAUCAGUGACAUGGAUCCUGUUAGAUGGCCUGGUUCUAAAUGGAGGUGCCUAUUGGUAAGGUGGGACGAUAUAGAGGCUAAUCGACAUAACAGGGUUUCUCCAUGGGAAAUUGAGCUAUCUGGUUCGCUUUCUGGUUCUGGCAGCUUGACAGUUCCUGGCUCAAAGAGGACCAGGAUUGGUUUGCCGGGAACUAGACCAGAUUUUUCAGUUCCCAAUGGGAUGGGAGUGUCAGACUUUGGGGAAUCUUCAAGGUUCCAGAAGGUCUUGCAAGGUCAAGAAAUUUUUGGUUUUAAUACUCCUUAUGAUGGUGUUGAUACCCAGGAUCAUCAUCCAUCUGAAAUAAGGUGUUUUCCUGGUUCAAGUUGUUCUGGGAUUGCUGCAAUAGGAAAUGGUGUUAGAAACCCUCUUGGGAAUUCUGAUAUUUCCUAUAAAGGCAUAGGCUUUGGUGAAUCUUUUCGAUUCCAUAAGGUCUUGCAAGGUCAAGAAACAUUUCCAAGCCCACCAUGUGGAAGAGCUCUGUCUGCUAACCAGGCUCAUGAAAAUGGUAGCUUUGGAAUCUUUGAUGGUGUUCAAGUGCCGACUUCUAGAAAUGGAUGGCCUGCCCUUGUGCAGGGAUAUAAUGCCCACACUCACCUGUCCACACCAUCAGUGCAAGUGUCGUCACCAUCAUCGGUGUUAAUGUUCCAGCAAGCAAGCACUGCUGCUCCUAACAUUUACUCAAUGCAUAGCGCCAAUAAUCAGGAGAAGGAGCAAGAAAUUAGUAACCGGAGUUCAUUUGAUAUUCCUGAAGUGUAUGGUGAAAAGCUCACACCAUCACGUUGUGAGCUUAGUGUCAGGGGAGGAGGUCAGGGAGGUAUGAAUUUCUUUGGUCUGUUAAACGAGCAUAAUCAACUAGCUGUUCCACAUCCUCUUGUAACUCAAUCAGCAUUUAGAGGCAGUCAAGAUUUAGUUCCUACAUGUAAAAGUAGCUGCAGGCUCUUUGGCUUUUCCUUAACUGAGGAAAGAAGCAUUGGAAAUAAAGUGGACAACCCCACUCCUGUUACAUCUUCAUUGAUUCCUGGAACCUCUUUUCUGCCCCAGCAGUUGCACUCAGAGCCUCCAGUGAUGACCAAGGCAAUUGGAAGCAAUUGUACCAAAGUAAGUGACUUCUAUGCUGUAAGGGAUAUGCUUUUUGAUAUUGCGCUGUAGCGUACUGCUGUUGUAAGAUCAAAAUUGCAAUUUCACAAGCUGGGGAGUGUUGUAGACCAGGCAAUUAAUCACUGGAAGCUUGAUAGGCAUGAUGAUUUGAUUUGUGCAUUGAAGCAUUUAUUUGAUAUGGAGGGAGGGCUUCUGCAUGGUGAGGGAAAGUUGUUUACCAGGAUCAUGAGGAUGUUGUGAUGCUUGUUCGAGAUGACUCAUGGCAGGAAAUCUGCAGCAUUUGAUAAAAAAUUAUGAUAUUUACUAAUGAAGACGUAGUGAUGGCACCAAACAUAGAUGCUUAUAGUUGCUGAGAGGCACACAGGGCAUCAUUGAUAUGUUUUUAGCUCUUGGGCGAAAGAACUGUAAUUAUUUGCCAUAACAGUAAUGUAUCUUAACCUCCCUUGCUAUGGAGAACAAUUUAAACUAAUUUACUAGGUUCCUUGGAAUACUCAGUUAAGAAAUUACUUUUAAAACUGUAUCAAAAUAUUACUCUAUGUUGUUCAUCAGUUGUGUUACUGUAUUGCAGCUAUUGCUUCUGUAUCUCUGCUUAACAUUGUUGGCUUAAGGCUGUUUCCCAGCCAUGAUUUUUAGAA
Messenger RNA from Vitis riparia (riverbank grape), 2923 nucleotides. Its product is annotated as auxin response factor 3. The transcript is spliced from 12 exons. NCBI's taxonomy places the organism in Eukaryota, Viridiplantae, Streptophyta, Magnoliopsida, Vitales, Vitaceae. Gene Ontology annotation, cellular component: nucleus. Bases 123 to 2339 code for a protein of 738 amino acids. Gene Ontology annotation, molecular function: DNA binding. The record is from RefSeq and is a predicted model, not a curated record. Gene Ontology annotation, biological process: regulation of DNA-templated transcription; response to hormone.